Messenger RNA from Drosophila yakuba, 4054 nucleotides. RefSeq lists its product as uncharacterized. The record is from RefSeq and is a predicted model, not a curated record. NCBI's taxonomy places the organism in Eukaryota, Metazoa, Arthropoda, Insecta, Diptera, Drosophilidae. The transcript has 2 exons. The coding region runs from base 665 to 3439 and encodes 924 amino acids.
UCUGUCCAGUUCCAUUUUCACAUCGAGAGCGAACAAUUUCGAGCGCGGGAAGCAUAAUUGUGACAAUCGUCUUAGAAAGCAAAUACAAUUCGGUGCGCACAUCUAGCUGUCACAAUUGCAGUCGAGUCAAACGAUUUGUGUCGGCGAUUGAGUGGAAUUCAAAGUGCAAAACGCCGAAAAAGCCGUCGAGAAAAGCAACAACACACAGGGCCGCCGUGCAUGUGUGUGUGUGGUACAGUUGGGUAGAAAAACAUCGCCAUCGCGCGUUGCCACCUGGUUGCGCUGCCGCCUCUCUCCUUCUUUUUUUCCGCCGUUUGCUUUGCUCUGCGCCAACAGUGUGGCCACUAUUGCCACCACUUUUGCUGCUCUGCUUUCUGUUCUGCAGCUCAGUUGUUCGGUUAUUGUUGUUGUGCAUCCUGGCGUUUUGAAAACAUACCAAAUAGAAAGGCAAUUUGCAGCCCAAAACCCCAAAUACGAUCAGCUCGAAAAUAAUAGCCAAUUAAGUGUGGCCAUCGACAGCAGCAGCAGCAGCGUUGCAGCGAGAGAACAAUAAGCAAAAGAGAGCGCCGCGUUGUGAAAGUGCCAGCGAAAAGUCAGAUUAAAUUGAAGGCAAGCACAAUCGCCCGAGAAAAUGUAAAGCGAUUUGCAAAGCUACCCAUGAAAGAUGCGAGCUGGAAAAAAACAGGCAGCUGAAAGCGUCAAGACACGUCCUUGCAUCGUCUACGUGAGGAAUCUGCACGAGGAGUCGCCUUCGCGUGGAGGCACGCCAGCCGGCAAACUGAGGAAGAGAGAUAACCAGCGGGAGGCGCAGCAGGAGCUGCGAGAGACCCGCACAAGACGUCGCUCCGUGGUCCAGGAAAAGCCCACUCCGCGCACCAGGCACCAGGCUGUCAAGCCAGCGUCAUCGCCAUCACCAUCACCGCCGUCGGCGCGUUCCAAGCUCAUCAGGGAGUCCGUCAAGGAACAGCAAUCCAGCAAUCUGGCUAAGCGACGCGGCAAUCUCCUGCUGGGAGGCGGAUCUCAUCCCCAGCCCGGUAGUCACCACAAGCUGGGUCUGCUCAAGCCACAGCAACGGCGCUCCGUCCAAGCGGAGUCGCCCAAGAUGUACAAACAACCGGCCGCCAAGCAUAUAUCGGAGAGUCCGCCGCCCACCAUUGCGGCCAGUCGGUCACGGCGGUCGAUCAAACCGAAUCCGAAGUACGCCAGCGAGGAUAUGGUGACGCCAAAGUACUUGGCCACCUUGGCCGAUGGCGGUAGCCAGUCCAUCGGUAGCCGCGGCCGGCAUGCCAAGCAGCUGUUUACGAACGACGACGACAUCAGUGAUCUGCUGGAACUGGACGAGGACGAUGAUGACGAGCUGGCGGACGCCGCCUUCAAUCCCCAACUGCACAAGUCCGACGAGGACGACGACGAUGACGAGGACGAGGACAUGAGCGAGGCCGAGUACGAACAGGAGCUGCGACGCAAGCCGCCGCCCGUCAAGCGUGGACGUGGACGUCCACCGAAGGCGAGCUAUGCCAAUGCCAACGCGACCAGCGCCGGCAAUCUGACUUCCAGCGGCGCAACUUCCAAGAUAUCCAUCAAUUCGAGCGGCGGCCGCAAUGCACCCAGUAGCCUGCAGCAAAUGCGUCGCACCAUGGCCAUGAAUAUGGCACGAAGCAAUGCCAGCAUGACGGACGGAUCUGGUUCCGCCACGGCCAAACGCAAACUGGACACCAGCGAAAACGAAAGUCCCGUGGCCCGCAAGCGCAUGAUCAUCUCAUCCGCCGGCGGCGGUGGCUCCCAACAGCGCAACGUGCCCGUGGUGAACGGUGCCACCGGCAAGGCGGGCGCGCACAGUGCGACCACGGCGCGACCCAAGGUGGGCCAGGCGGGCAGUGUGUCAGCCAGGAUGCUGCCACAGCGUCGGGGCAGCAGCUACAAGGUGAACUCAUUGACGAACUCCAACUCGAAUUCGAUCAGCUCCACGCCAGCAACGCGCUCAGCUGGUGGUGGUGCCGCCAGCCACGAUGCGAAAAACGAAUCCGAGUCGGAGGACGUGCCCACAUUCACCAUUGUGAACAUCGAUGACAUUAUCAACCAGGACGAUGUGCUCAUUACCAGAUCACACAAUGCUAUGGCCGCCGCAGCCGGCGGCAAUACUAGCAAAAAGCUCCCUGUGGGCAGGCCCCGUACCAAGAAUAUCAACACCAGCAAUUUGGGAGCCGGCGAUAAGAAAUCCAUCACUGUCAACUCGGAGAAAUCCAUGCCCGCUGCUGCAAACAACAACACGGUGGGCAAUCAGGCCAAACGCAUCAAGAUCCUGGCAAGCAACAGCAGUGUUAACACCAAAAUGGGACCCGUGCAUAUCCAGAGUCAUCAGAGUCAUACGCAACAGACCAAGCCCCGGCCCAGGAUACUCAACACUGAAAUGGGCAAGAAGACGCAGUCGAUGAAGCCGCUGAUGAGCAUGGGCAAGGAGCUGUGCCCCACGGAUGUGGACACCGAGGAGGACGAUCCGGAUCCAGAUCUGGACUUCGAUGACGAUGAUAUACCGGCAUCGAUUGUGACCCGUAAGAAUCCCAAACAGGCAAUCGCACCAGCAGCAUCAUCUGGAGCAGCCGGGGGACACGCAUCCGCACUUAACAAGUGGACCAGCAAUCGCCGCAAUGUGCUGUCCACGACAGCGUCGACGGUGAAUUCGCGAGCGGACAGGAAGCUGGGCCAUCUGCUGGCCGAUGUCGAUGAGCAGCCUGUGUUCAAGAAGCCGAGCCUCAGUCCCCAGCGACGCAGCAAGGAGAAUCAUCUGCUGCAGCUGGAGCAGCGCGACAAGGAGGAGGCUACGCUGCGUGAGCUAUUGCCCACCAGUGGCGGCACCGACGAUGCCAGCAGUCCCAAAUACUUUCCGCCCGAGACCACCACGUUCUGCGAGGAGGAUGGGCGCGUGGUGAAGAAGAUCACCUGCUACGAGACGUGGCACGUGAUCAGUACGCCCAAGGAGACGCCAUCGAAGGUGACACGCCAGCAGCGCACCUGCCUGGAGCUGGCGCUGGUCAAGCUGGCCAAUGUGGCAUCCAGGAUUAAGGUGCCCUCCGUCAAAUGGACCAGCAAGGUGACCCUGUACAAGGUGUCGCCAUCGCUGAUGACCCGCCAGACAAUGACCAUUUUCACGGGCGAUCUCAAGGCGUACAACAUACCCGAGGAGGACCGCCACAAGUAUCAGCCGUCGUGUGUGCUCUUCCGACGCGCCGUCGUCGACAGGAGCAAGUGUCGGGUGCCCUACGAUCGGGCCAUCAUCUUCAAGAACAAGUGCUUCUAUGCGAACAUCGAUGGCAAGCAUGUGAAUCUGAUGGGCGCCCCCGAAACGGUGACCUCCAUCAAGGAUGUGGAGAUCCUGCUGGAUAUCGUCGACCGCCUGACGCUCAGCAGCGCCCUGGUGGAGAUGGUCAACACCAAGUGAGCGUGAGCUUGGCCCAGCUGGAUACACCUUAUCACAUUGUAAAAAUAAUUCACACACAGCACCCCCUUAUACACACACAAACACACGCAAACACCCACAUACACAAACACAAUGCGGACACUCGAUAAUUUGUUUUAUGCAGUAGUAAACGGAUACUAUACAAGUUUUUUUUUGUAAAACCAUUAACUUAGUUGUAAUAGCUAGUGUAGCGUAAAUUUAUAUAUAUAUAUAUAUACCGUAUAUCUUAAACAGCAGACGGACAUACAUAAAUACAGACGGCAGGUGUAUCUAUGUAAUAAAUAUUAAACAAUAUUGCGUAAAAUGCUCGCCGAACUCGAAGGGAAUGCAAAGUUCCGUGCGGCCGAGGUAUCAAUCCUGAUUUUAAUUUUAACUACGUUGGAAUAUAUCCCCCCCCUUCUCCCAACUCCCUUUCCCUACAAGUUCACACUUUCGGAACCCCUUUUUUAAAACGGCAAUUAUCGUAGUUCAUUUAAUUAUGUUAAGCCGGGCGUAUAUGUGUCUACGCCCGCGUGGAGGACUAGCUUUUAAGUCGAGUGUAAAUUUAAGUGAUCCCCUUCAAAGCAUACAAAUAAAAGAGAAAACUGAUUUAAAUAA